Messenger RNA from Lacerta agilis (Sand lizard), 1733 nucleotides. It is a transcript of the gene NFATC2IP, whose product is annotated as nuclear factor of activated T cells 2 interacting protein. Lineage: Eukaryota; Metazoa; Chordata; Lepidosauria; Squamata; Lacertidae. Gene Ontology annotation, biological process: cytokine production; positive regulation of transcription by RNA polymerase II. Gene Ontology annotation, molecular function: protein binding. The record is from RefSeq and is a predicted model, not a curated record. The transcript is spliced from 8 exons. Bases 92 to 1027 code for a protein of 311 amino acids.
GGGUGGCGGCGGUGGAGGACAGAAGCGUCAGGCGUGACGAAAAGGGCGGGCUGUCAAACAAAACCAAUAAAGAGAGCUUGAUGCCGCCGCUAUGGCGGAGACGGUGGGUCCCUGCUCCAGCAGCGACUCGGAGCCGGAGGGGACCUCCAGGAAGCCCCCCAUCAAGCGCCGCCGCAUCCUCCCCACUGACAUCGGCGUGGCCGCCGUCCCCGUCUACUCCAGCAAGGUUCAGAACAGUCUCCAUUUGUUCCCUGAGUCUCUGAAACUGCCUGUUCGAACCCCAGUGCUGUCUUCUGAACCCCAAGUCAUUGACACAUCAGAUGAGGAGGAGAAGGAGGCUUCUACAAAGCAAGUGGAACAAGAAAAAAGACAUGAAGCUCUUCCCCCUUCGCCGCCACCUCCACCGCAGCUCAAGAAACGACGCCAUGGAGCUAAAAACUUACACCAGAAGCUCAGGAAUCUAACAUCCUCCCUCUCAGCUGCCAAGAAGACCUUGCAAGAUGAGGAGCUCAGAGAUGACGUGAUCCUGAUUGAUGUGUUUGAGCCCUCUGAGUCCCAGGAAUUGGUGCUAAAGAUCCGGUGUCGGGCUGAUCUCUACAAAGUUUCUGUUCAGAUGACUGACCCCCUUCAACGAGUGAUUGAGCACAUGGCUCAGAUGCUGAAGGUUCACAAAGACAGAAUACUUCUCCUGUUCCAAGAUCGCGAACUUGCAGCUGAUGCCACCCCCCGUGUACUGGGCCUGGGUGUGGCUGAUAUAAUCGAUUGUGUUGUGGAGACGACUAGCCAAGGGAGCAGUGAUGCUGGAAACCUUCAACUCCGGGUGCAAGGGAAAGACAAAAGCUCACAAAUGGAGUUUACAAUCCAGAAGGGGGAGCCAUUGCAAAAACUUAUGAGUCACUACCGUCAAGCCCAAGGUUUUGGCAGAUGCAAACUUAAGUUCUAUUUUGAUGGACAGCGUUUGGCAGGAACCUGCACCCCUGAAGAGUUAGGGAUGGAGUCUGGCGACGUCAUUGAAGUAUGGAGCUAGAAAUCCUUCCAUCUCUUCAAAGAGGCUGUGUCCCUGAGGGGUUUUUACUGUUUCACCUGGGCUCUGUGUUAUGACCGACUUCAUUGUGUCUAAUGUCUGAGUGCAAGGGAAGCAGCCUCGUUUUUCUUAAACAUUAUAGGAGAGUGGUAAUUUCUGUCUGAUCCAGACACAGGGAGGGAAGACUGCAUUCGAAUGUCACGUUCCAUCCACAUGCCUGAAACUUAUUUAAUAAAGCAAAUUUUAUAACUGGCCCCCUUGGAGCAGAGUGGAAAGAAACCUCUCAGUUAUAGUGAAAGCAAUACAGAUUCUGGAGGGCCAGUGUGCACUGAAUAAUUCUGUUUUGUUUAAAUCAGUGACUCUUUUCCAUUUGUUUUAAUAAUGCUGUAUAAUCCUGUUAACCGUUUUCUUUCAUUACCUUUACUUGGUGGUAGUAAGCAAAACUGGAUUAUUUGAGACCUAUAGUCCUUUUAUUUCUAUGCCAGAUUUCCCAAACUUUCUUUUUCAAGGCUAGCCAACCUCUAGGAUUGUUAGGCUGAAAUUCCCAUGACCACUGGCCAUGCUUGCUGGCACUGCUGGAACCUGUAGCCAAACAUCUGCAAGAUAUUACAUUGUCUAUAUCUGUUUAUAUGUAUCCCCACCCUGAAUAUGGGUUUUAAAAGCAAAUUUGUAAUCCAUGUGUGCAGAGUAUAAGUUGGCGUUGUGAAUA